Molecule: messenger RNA, 1809 nt
Organism: Phragmites australis (common reed)
Lineage: Eukaryota; Viridiplantae; Streptophyta; Magnoliopsida; Poales; Poaceae
Product: UDP-glycosyltransferase TURAN-like
Exons: 15
Coding region: 1-1362 (453 amino acids)
Cellular component (GO): endoplasmic reticulum
Molecular function (GO): mannosyltransferase activity
Source: RefSeq, a predicted model, not a curated record
AUGGGGGUGGCGAUGGAGUUAACUGCAACUUCUUGCACGGGCAGGCUGCUCCAGUUGAGAGCCGGACUGGUUGUUUUCGACACGAGAAGUGAUCAUCACCUGUCAUUGAGAGAGAAUCCAUCGAUUCACAUCCAUGAGAUGAAAUCGGUGUGGUUAAUGGGAAUCUCAAAGAUAUCUGGUGCCCUGGCACUUCUACUUAAAGCUGCUAUCCAGUUUGUCAUGCUGGUUUGGUUCCUAUGUUUUAAGAUUCCUCGCCCUGAUGUCUUUGUUGUUCAGAAUCCACCCUCUGUUCCAACACUGGCUGCUGUAAAACUGGCAAGCUGGCUAAGAGGUGCUAAAUUUAUUGUGGAUUGGCAUAACUUUGGAUAUACAUUGCUUGGAAUGUCUCAUGGCAGAAGUCACAUAGUAGUCAAAAUCUACUUCUGGUUUGAGAAGCACUUUGGGCAGAUGGCUGAUGGUGCCUUUUGUGUUACGAAAGCAAUGCAGCAUGAGCUUGCUCAAAAUUGGGGAAUCAGAGCAACGGUUCUUUAUGAUCAAUCUCCUGAUUUUUUCUACCCUGCUUCAUUGAUGGAGAGACAUGGGUUGUUUAGCAGGUUGGGGAAUUCCAUUUGUAUUGCUAUGGGCAAUGCUGAUUGCAUCUCUGUUGAGAAAGAAGCAGAAGACAUGAACACUACUGUAUUUACCAGUAAGCUAGAUGGUGAAGUUUUCUUGAAGCCUAAUAGGCCCGCACUUGUUGUGAGCAGCACAAGCUGGACACCAGAUGAAGAUUUCAGCAUACUUCUGGAAGCAGCACUGAUGUACGAUAGACGUGUUGCUGCAACAUUAGGUGAAGAUGACUCCAUGGAUGAGGGACAUCUUUGGAUUGAUAUGAAGAAUGGGAAGCAAUUUGUCUACCCAAGAUUGCUACUCAUUAUCACUGGUAAAGGACCUGAUAGGAAGAAAUACGAGGAGCAGAUAAAAAGGUUGAAGUUGAGACGUGUUGCCUUCAGGACGAUGUGGCUUGCAUCAGAGGACUACCCUCUAUUGCUUGGGUCAGCUGAUCUAGGCGUGUCGUUGCAUACAUCUUCAUCAGGGCUGGACCUACCUAUGAAGGUGGUUGAUAUGUUUGGAUGUGGAUUGCCAGUUUGUGCUGCCUCAUUCUCCUGCAUUGAGGAGCUUGUAAAAGUAAACAAAAACGGUCUUCUUUUCUCAACAUCUUCGGAGCUUGCUGAUGAACUUAUGAUGCUCUUCAAGGGGUUUCCUAAAGAAUGCAAUGCCUUGAAAUCCCUCAAGGAUGGUGCCUUGAGUACAGGGUCAUCUUCCAAAUGGUCAACAGAAUGGGAAACUUAUGCGCUUCCUUUGGUGAACCAGGUCAUAGGAUGAGACAUGUGAUAAGAUACCUCGUAUAGACAAAGGAUUGUUUUAUUCGGGAGAUAGGUGUGGCGCAUACCGGAAUAAUCAAAGGUGCAUUUGAAGAUAUUGUUUGCUUCACCAACUGCUGCCAGGAUUCGUUUGUACCACGGGCAUCACCAUUGCUAGUCUUAGCAGAACCUACAGCUGAAACCAUCAGGGUCUCAACCCAGUCACCAUGUAUUUGGGCAAUUUUAGAGCUACCUCGUUUUUUCCUUUUUUUAACUAAAAACAUGCUCUUUGCUGACUGCAUGUCCAUAUUAUUUCAGGAUGUAUAUCGCUUGUUUUAUAUGGUACCUUAUUUGAAAUCUGGUACUCUGUUACAUAAAUGAUAAGCAAAAGAGAGAAAAUCAUAUUGUAACACUGGCGCUAAGGCCAAGCUGAUAAUAUAUUUUUGCAGACAUGAAUGAACCAAAUAAA